Messenger RNA from Paramisgurnus dabryanus, 6476 nucleotides. The record is from RefSeq and is a predicted model, not a curated record. Lineage: Eukaryota; Metazoa; Chordata; Actinopteri; Cypriniformes; Cobitidae.
CCCACGUUUAGCUCAGAAAUAACCAUUAAUUUAAUUACAUGUGGUUUUUGCCAAAAUAACUUGUAUGGUAUGUCAUUGUAAGCAAAGUUAACAGCGAUUACAAGGUUUGUUUAAUUUCUUUAAAGUGUUUUAUGCACCGUCGUACAUAUAGCCACUAUUUAGCUCAUAAAUAGACCGACUACGAACAAACCAUGUUUAGCCCAAAAUAACCUUGAAUUUAAUAAAAUUUUGUUUUUGCCAAAAUAACUUGCAAAAAUUAUGAUAUUUUAUCAGGCAUGCAAAGACACCAGUGAAUUUAAGAUGUUUGGUUUUAUUUAUCUUAUCUGAAUAUCUGCUGUCACGCAUAACAUUCAUUAUUUGACCGUAUUUCAAAGAUAAACAAAAUCCAGUUACAACUCCGAACCGCUAGAUGGCAGCAGUACACAAACACGGGGCCAAAUCUCACGAGAAAGAUUUCCGCUGUUUGAAAAGCAACAACAUCAGCGAGCAGCCACGAGGAAAGCAUGUACCACACUUGUUUGGUCUUGUAAGUUUUUUAUUAUGAUUUUAUUUUACAUGUGUUUAAAAUUGAUUUACUUUAUUUGUUGUUGGAAUCGCGACAUUCUUGCGGGUAACUUAACAGUAUAACGUAGUAAACCCAUGUUUUAUAAAACCUAAACAGUACAACCUGCAAUGUAAUAAAAUAGUGGAGGUAAAUGAGUCUAUGUAACGUUACACUGAAGAUUUACAUGAGUGAUUUGUAGGCUGCUUUUUAGUAACAGCAGUAACUUAGCUAAGUUAUUACUGUGUUGCUUACAGUAAAGUAGGCAGUGUUGUGCUUUACAAUUAUGCAUGCAGAGAUAGAUUGUGGGGGAAAGCUAUUUUCCAUAAUGGACUUAACUUACAGGCCUUCAGUCUGUUGGAAAAAAGAGUUUUAUUGUGUUAGUGAGGGAAAACUUGCAGGUCAGUGGGCAUUAACCUUUAAGGUUGGUAAACACUUGUACACUGAAGCAUACAAUACUGUACAAUUACUGACAUAGGCAUGUGCUAUUCAGGUGUCAAAGCUCUGCGAAACUGAAGGGAGAAACUUGAGAGACCGUGCCGGAAGAAUGCUGGACAGAGUUCACUAAAAUUCAUUAAUUUCAAAGUUCAACAUUAAUGGUGGUGGUCCACUGCAGAAGCAAGCAUUUGAAAAAACAUCACUUCUCAGUUAUUAAAGAUGCUGUGUUGAACAACUUCCCAGCAGCAACAGAACUGGAAGUGAAGGAUGCAAUGGGGGCAUUUCAAACAGGCACCAGGGAGCACGAGGGGGGGGGUAUAGAAAUUAGUACAAUUAAUAAGUUGACGUGAACUGAAGAUAGUUUGUUAAUGUUUAGAUGUAAUUUCAUUUUUAAAAUUGUAUUUUGUUAUAUAUGCUUUUAUUUUGUUACUGUUUUUAUUCUUUUUGUUAAAAGUAGUUUUUCUUCAUUUGGUCUUAUCUGAAUUUCUAUUGUAUUAACAAUAUUUUUUGUAAUAAAUUGCAUGAUUGCAUGUUUAUGAGAACCUUUUUUAAUGGAUUAAAAAGAAUUCUUUAGCCAUUCUUUUGUUCUUUAUUAGACACACACGUGUAGUCGUUUAAUAGCCGUCUAUUUAACGGCUAGUCUAUUCUUGGGCUAUGAUAGACGUCUACUAGAUUUUCACUGACAGCCCAAAAUUAGCCUUGUUUUAGCCUAGACCCACAUUCACCGUCUAUUAGACGUAUAUAUGUAGACGUUUAAUAGCCGUCUAUUUGAUGACUAGUCUAUUUCUUGGGCUAUGAUAGACGUCUACUAGAUUUUCACUGACAGCCCAAAAUUAGCCUUGUUUUAGCCUAGACGUCAGGGGGGUGUUUAGACGGCUAUUAGACGUCUAUUAGCCGCAAAAUUGCUUGCUGGGUUUCCUCCUCGUCGGAAAUAAAAUGGUGCAAAAGCGAUUGUUGGUGACAGUGAUCUGCAUUUUUCUCUGCGCAUUGUUAAUGGCGCACACAGCAUAUGGAGACGUGAGCUACUCUGUUCCGGAGGAGAUGAAGCGCGGAUUUGUGAUUGGAAAUAUAGCAAAAGAUCUUGGGCUCGAUGCGAACAGUUUGUCGUCUCGUAUGGCUCGCAUUGACACUGAAGGUAACAGGAAUCGAUACUGUGAUAUUAAUCUGAAUACUGGAGAACUGACCGUAGCGGAGAGGAUCGACAGAGAGGCGCUUUGUGGAAAGAAAGCUUUGUGCGUUAUAAAACAGGAGCUCGUGCUGGAAAAUCCGUUAGAGCUGCAUCGCUUUAUUUUUAAUAUUCAAGAUAUAAAUGAUAAUUCACCACAGUUCAAAGAAAGCGCAAUCAAAUUUGAAAUAAGAGAAUCAGCUGACAAAGGAUCUCGUUAUUUACUGGAUGAGGCCCACGAUGCAGAUAUUGGUGUGAAUUCAGUUAAUUCAUAUGUAUUGCAAAACAAUGAACACUUUCUUCUUAAUGUUCUAACUAAAGCAAAUGGAAGAAAAUAUGGAGAGCUCGUGCUGAAUAAAGAGUUAGAUCGUGAGCAGCAGAAAGAGGUGACUUUAAUUCUCACUGCGGUUGAUGGUGGGACUCCACCGAGAUCAGGUACUGUCGCCAUACACGUCACUGUGCUGGAUGCUAAUGAUAAUGCUCCUGUCUUUAGUCAGGCCGUCUAUAAAGUCAGUCUGCCUGAAAAUUCUCUUGUAGAUACUGUAGUGGUUACAGUGAGCGCUAAUGAUGCUGACGAGGGGCAGAAUGGAGCGAUAACAUAUGAAUUUGGGCAUUUACAAGAACAUUUUCUGGAAACAUUUUCACUUGAUCCAGCGUCUGGUCAGAUUAAAUUAACCGGAUACAUUGAUUAUGAGGAUGAGAGUUCAAUCGAACUACCUAUACAAGCUAAAGAUGGUCAAGGAUUAGCCAGCCAUUCAGCUGUGUUAAUAGAUAUUGUUGAUGUCAAUGAUAAUGCCCCCAUGAUAAUAAUUAAAUCUCUGAAAAGCCCCGUUCCCGAGAAUGCGUCACCCGGUACAGAGGUUGGCAUCAUUAAUGUGCAGGACAGAGACUCUGAGAAUAACGGACAGGUGCGCUGCUCCAUUCAGCAAAACGUCCCAUUUAAACUCCUACCUUCAAUCAAAAAUUAUUAUUCUCUAGUGACCACAGGUGAAUUAGACCGGGAGUUAGUGUCUGAUUAUAAUUUCACAAUUACUGCUUCUGAUGAGGGCACUCCGCCUUUAUCUUCCACUAAGAAUAUUCACUUCACUGUAGCUGACGUGAAUGAUAAUCCACCUGUAUUUAAAGAGCAGAAUUACAGAGCUCACGUGCAAGAAAAUAACAAACCGGGAUCCUCUAUUUGUUUAGUGUCAGCCACAGACCCGGACUGGAGACAGAAUGGCACUGUAGUUUAUUCUCUGUUAGCUUCUGAUGUCAACGGCUCACCGGUUUCCUCGUUUUUAUCCGUUAACGGAGACACCGGGGUCAUUCACGCCGUGAGGUCGUUUGAUUAUGAACAGUUGCAAAGUUUUAAAGUGCUGGUGUUAGCCAGAGAUAACGGUUCUCCUCCUCUGAGCAGUAACGUUACAGUGACUGUCUUUAUAAAGGAUGAGAAUGACAACACCCCUCAGAUAUUAUACCCCUCUCCAGACGGAAACUCCUUCAUGACCGAGAUGGUACCCAAAGCUGGGCAGGCGGGCUCCCUGGUGUCCAAGGUGAUUGCCGUGGACGCCGAUUCUGGACAGAAUGCGUGGCUUUCCUAUCACAUUAUUAAAGCUAGUGAUCCGGGACUUUUCACCAUCGGUGUACACAGCGGAGAGAUCAGGACACAGCGAGACCUUUCUGAAUCUGACAGCAUGAAGCAGAACAUUAUUGUUUCUGUGAGAGAUAACGGACAGCCCUCUCUCUCUGCCACCUGCCCACUGUAUUUACUUAUAUCGGAUAACUUGGCUGAAGUUCCAGAACUGAAAGACAUGUCUCAUGACGAAAGCAACUCCAAACUCACUUUUUAUUUGAUCAUCGCUCUGGUGUCCGUUUCCACUUUUUUUCUGACGUUUAUCAUCAUCAUCCUGGCCGUGAGGUUUUGUCGCAGGAGAAAGCCGAGACUGUUGUUUGAUGGAGCUGUAGCUAUUCCCAGCGCGUAUCUCCCUCCAAAUUACGCAGAGGUGGAGGGCGCAGGAACUUUCCGCAGCGCUUACAACUAUGACGCGUACCUGACCACGGGCUCGCGCACGAGUGAUUUCAAGUUUGUCAGAUCUUAUAACGAGGGCACGCUGACUUCUGACCUGACGCUUAAAAAGUCUGCCUUGGAUGAUCUUAAUGAUUUUGGGGAGAAUGAGAAUAUAUCUCAGCAAAAGCCACCCAGCGCUGACUGGCGUUUCACUCAGAACCAGAGACCGGGACCCAGCGGGGCUGCUGCCACUCCUGAGGUUGCCAUGGGAACAGGACCUUGGCCCAACCCCCCCACUGAGGCCGAGCAGCUCCAGGCAUUGAUGGCCGCUGCUAAUGAGGUGAGCGAGGCGACCAACACUCUGACUCCGGGCACCAUGGGUCUGAGCACCCGCUACAGCCCUCAGUUCACCCUCCAGCACGUGCCUGACUACCGGCAGAACGUCUACAUCCCCGGGAGCACGGCCACCCUCACCGCCAACCCUCAGCAGCCCCAACAGGCCCUGCCUCCCUCGCAGGCCUCUCCUGUUGAAUCUGAGCCGCCCAAGGCCGCCCAGACCCCGGCCAGCAAGAAGAAAUCUGCAAAGAAGGAAAAGAAGUAGAUUGGAUGGAGGAGGCGUGUGGAAAUUGUGCUGGAAAUCUUCAGUAACUAGUCAAAUUAAAAGAUAGAUGAAUAUUAGGGUAAAAACACAGUAUGUCAAAGUGAACCGACCUCUCAGAUGUAUCUAACCUUUGUUAUCUGUAGCGAUCUGUUUUACGCAUGUGUUUUUUUACUUUGUGUGUUUACAGCACAUGUACUUUAAAGUCAUUUUCACACAUUUUCUUUCAUUUUAGAUGAAUGUGACGGUCAUUUAGAGAGAAACUGUUUUAUAUUUUCACUUUGCCAAGUUUAUGCAACUUCCAAGUGACAUUAUAUUUCCGCGUAUAUCUAGCCAAUAAUGUAUGUCACCGCAGUACUUUACCAUGGGAGUUAUGGAAAAGGAAAUGUGUUGUUGUAACAAUCAUGUUAUUGUUUACACAGACUCGUGAGUUUAGAUACUGUUGCAAUGUUUGUAAAAUGUAUCAUGAAUAUUUUAUUUUUACCUUGUUUUUUUAAGACAUGUUACCUAAAAUACCACUAGGCUACUCAAAAUCUAUAAGAAAUGUUGCCAUAUUCAGGUGAGCAUUACUGCAUGCUGGUCUAUAGAUAAUUUUACGGUCACCUAACAUUUAUAAAGGUCCAUCUUAUGGUGUUGAUCGAUUUAAACAUUUAAGAUCUUCUUUUUUACAACAAAUCCCCUGUGUAUCUCUGAGCCAGAGUUUGUUGUUUUUUUGUUACCUGAAUGUUUUUGGAGCGUUAGCGACUGUCGUCCGAGCCGUGACAGGCGAGUUAGUUUUCUCUGAAUCCAUUAGCACACCAUUGGCUCUAUCCUCUGAAGUAUUCAGUAUUUUCUGGUUAUCCUAAAGUGUUGAAACUCUCUCUUUAUCAGUGCUGGUUAUAGUUAGAUGAGUUGGUAAUACUACUCAUCGUUAGCUGCUGUUAUGAAAAGUGCUGAAUCUAUCCAUUAAUGAUGGAGCCUCCCUGUACUGACACUUCAAAUCCACCAAGCUUACGAUCGACUAAGUUCAUUAAGUUUUGGAGUAGAGUGUUUAACAGGAGGACAAUCUUAAAAUGUCUGAAUGUACAGCAGAGACAGCUUUAAUACCGGUAUGAAAUAAUAUUUUGCAAAACAUACACUCCAUUCAAAUCAAAGUACUGAUUCACUUCGUAUCUUCAGCAUGAUGCUCAUGUAAAUAGUCAUUCGCCCUUAAUAACGCAUGCAAGCGUUUAAGAUAAGCAGUUUGAGGCAAGCUGCUCUGUACUGGAAUUUCACAGCUUGUUUUUCCGAUAAAAAGGGAAGAAUUUGAAACACCCAGUAUGUGUUACCAGUGUAGUUCUUUAGCACUAUGAAGGGCAACUAACGCACCUGUAAAUAAAGAGUUUAACUUUUACUUAUAGUGACACACUCUUAGUCUAGAAGUUGUGAUGUUCUGCAUAUAUUUUUGUGUUCAUCUUUAUUUUCCUGUCUGACUUUCCAUGAAAAGACACAAAAUGGAGGCCGAACCGUCCAAACUCCUCCUCUAUAAUUUUGUGUUUUCUGACGUGCGACUGCUUCUUAAUGUCUAUAUGAAGAAACUGAAUAGUUCUAUUAUCUGUGUGUGUAUGUCUGCUGAUGCUAUAAACCUGCUGUAACAUCUUUAAGACGCUUUGAUUCCCUGAUCUCUUGUGUGCUACUUGCAUUUUAUAUGCUAAUAUUUAUAUUGCUGUUUUAUUUUUCUUUCUUGGACACUGACAUUUCAAAUAAAAAGUUCUCAAAUCGUUAAGAA